AUGGCAAUAGACCAAGAUGUCGAAGAACUGUUAAUCAUGAUAGACUCAGAUUUGAUUAUCCGACAAGCUCAAGGAGAAUGGGAAACCCAAGACGUCAAGAUUAUUCCUUAUAGGCAACAUGUGGAAGAACUUGGCAAGCGAUUCAAGUUAGUAGAGUUCAGGUACAUUCCUCAUUUUCACAAUGGACUAGCUGAUGCGCUUGACACUUUAGCCUCAAUGCUACCAUACCCACGUAAUGCCCACAUUGACCCUUUGGAAAUCCAGAUCCGAGAAAGGCAUGGUUAUUGUAAUACGGUUAAAAUAGCACCAAAUACCCAACCAUGGUACCAUGACAUCAAAAGAAAGAUAUUGCCAAAAGGGGCAUUGUAUCAGGGCGAUAUUGAAGGGAAUGAUCCCGAAGCAGCUGUAAAUACAGAUGCAGUCAAAAG
Molecule: messenger RNA, 428 nt
Organism: Nicotiana tabacum (common tobacco)
Lineage: Eukaryota; Viridiplantae; Streptophyta; Magnoliopsida; Solanales; Solanaceae
Source: RefSeq, a predicted model, not a curated record